Molecule: messenger RNA, 7403 nt
Organism: Tachyglossus aculeatus (Australian echidna)
Lineage: Eukaryota; Metazoa; Chordata; Mammalia; Monotremata; Tachyglossidae
Gene: ZNF831
Product: zinc finger protein 831
Exons: 8
Coding region: 267-5612 (1781 amino acids)
Source: RefSeq, a predicted model, not a curated record
UUAGGACACCCAGAAGAUUGAAGCUUCUGAGGUGUGAUCCUGGAGGGUUAGGACACCCAGAAGAUUGGCGUCAUAUUUACCCUGGCAUCCGAAGGAUUCAAAAGAGAGCUGAAUGUUGCAGUGCUUUUUUUAUGAUGUGAAGAAAUGAGACUUUCUGUCACCAGAUACAAUCAGAGGAUUCCGUGGAGAAAAGGAUUCCCCCACCUGCCUGUGGACUGGCCACCUAAAGAUUACUCUGCAUGUGGGGCUGACCCAAACCAUGUGAGAUGGAGGCCCAACGGCCUGCCUGUUCCACAGCGCCAAGAACAGAUCAGUCAGUCCACGUCUCCUGCCUUCAGGCUGCUAACAUGCAGCGCUCACCCCAGCUGAACCCGACCUCUGUAAUCAUCCAGCCUGAUCAAGGUCUCCCUCCCACGGUGUACCUGAAGACACUCACCAUCCCUCUGUUCCACCCGAUCCAGCCCGGGGGCUUUCAGCCAUGCCAUCAACUGGUCACCACCAGCAGCAGUGGUUUGAGCCUGGAAAGCAGCAACUUGCCUUUAAUCCUGAGUCCCCUACUGCAUUCGGAGAAGAUAGACCCAUCUCAUUCUCAGAGCCUGCAGGGCCAGACCUUGACGGUGAAUAUAGUGGGGAGUUUACCAGUUUUGUCCCCAGGUAGCUUGUGUUCCAGUGCAGCCCUAGCGACUGUAGGGAAGUCAAAGAAUGCGGGAAAAUAUCUUUGCAAGCACUGUGGGCGGGACUGCCUGAAGCCAAGUGUCCUGGAAAAACACAUUCGCUCUCACACAGGAGAGCGACCUUUUCCCUGCACGACCUGUGGCAUCGCUUUCAAGACCCAGAGCAACUUGUAUAAGCACCGGAGGACCCAGACACAUAUCAACAACGCCAGGCUGUCCCUGGAAUCAGAUGGCAGCAGCAGCAGCCUCCAGGAGCAUACGGAAAAAACAGCGGAAAACCCAGUCUCGGGGCAGACUCUCAAGCUCCAUGGCAGUAUUGGUGAAAAACAGGUGACAGGAACAGAAGAUCAGGCUUUGGAGAGCUCUUCCUCACUGCGUGCUGUGAGAAUGCUUCAGGGUCCUGGGCAGAAGCCAUUACAGUCUCUUCCGUCCCAAAGUCUGGGGACUAAAUCUGAGCUUUCUCAUAGUCAGGAGCCUUCUCUCAGUGGCCUAGACAGGGAGGCCACCCUGAAUCCUGAGAGCAUGUCGUCACCACGACUUCUACCAGCAAAUGUGCACCAGAGAUGGAAGAUGCAGGAGCAAAGAUCCCCCACAGCAACCAAGCACAUGCAGUUACAAAGGCAGCAAGCGACGCUCACAGACAAACACUGGGACUUUAGAACCUCAGAGUAUAAACUAAAGAAGUGUGAGAGUACUGAUUCUGGCUAUCUCUCACGCUCUGAUAGUAUAGAGCAGCAGAUGCCGUCUUCCAGCCCGCUGAACAGCCUGUCUGAACACAGCGUGGAAGCUGAAAAUGAAACCCCACCCAGCCUUUCCGAGGGCCCGGUGGUCAACAAUUCUAACCUGGAGCCUGGGGAGAAAGCAACCACAUUAACUCUAGAGAAGAAGAAGCUGGAAGAACACAUCUCCAAGUUGAUUUCCCACAAUAAGGCGGUGGUGGAUGACACACAACUAGACAACGUGAGACCCCGGAAAACCAACCUUUCAAAGCAGGGAAGUAUCGACCUGCCAAUGCCUUAUACAUACAAGGACUCCUUUCAUUUUGACAUCAGGUCUCUUGAUGCCACCAGGAAGAAAAACAUCACCUUCUGCUCAGCCAAAUCCACCUUCAAUCCCCUCGACAAAUCCAAGCCAAUAUUCUUUCACUCAGUCCCAACUCAGUUCUCCACCACCAUAGACUGUGUCCCCAUCACAAGGAGCAAUUCUGUUCCCUUCGUUGAAAGCACAAAGACUUGGCAGGAGAAGCGGGCUAACCCUCAGGCCGCCUUUUUAGCCAAGUUGCCCCUCGCUACCAGCCACGCCCUGCGCACAGUGGAUUUUCCCAACAGCCACCCGCGGACGCUCGUCAGACAAGGGGCAGUGGAUGAUUUGCCCCAGACUAAUGUUGCGGACAAACAGGCCUCACCUGAGGAGACGAAUGACAGUAGAAAGCCUGUGGAGGAAGCUAAAUGUGCAGCUGGGGGCAAGAAAUGCAGUCAGAGGAAGCUGAAGAUGUUCUCACAGGAGAAGUGGCAAAUAUAUGGGGAUGACACAUUUAAGAAAAUCUAUCAGAAAGUCAAAACCAGCCAAAACACCAAGAAAUCAAAGCAAAAGAAGGCCCAGGUGCUAGACAAGACAGACUCGAUCCCUGAUCGAACGGAGGCAGCAAGGGGAGAGGGGAUGGUGCAGCAAAGAGGCAGCAGCAGCAGGAACUUCACAUGUGGAAGCCCCAUUUCCUCCCCGCCAGCCAUUUCUCCCAGAGGACACAAAGCUGUGGAUUCCUGCCCUCCAGUUAAACAGGUAUCCCAGGUGGUUUCCUUGCCAGCAGAAUCAGGCACUUUGGCAGAAGCGAUAGGAACAUCACAUUCAGUAGAAAGCAGGGCCACUUCUCCUACACUGAGUUGUUGCAUCGCAGCCAAUCGGGGGAAAGAGGUGGAGAGUACAAGCCCUCUAUUGCCCCCAACCCUUAGGCCUAAUCAGAGGCCUGAGCUUCAGGAAACAUCUGCAAAUCAAGACUGUCUUGAUCUUGCCUCGAAACUGGAGAGCAUCCCCUGUAACGACGGCGAUAGCCAGGAGCUGCAUCAGAGAGCACAGAUGAUUCCUCGGCUUCACAAGUGCAGCGCUAGCAAAUCCGUGAAAGAGGCUGAAAAGUUACCAUCAGAACGAAAAAAGUUCAAGGUCGAAGAGAUGCAGAGCAGAGAAAACCCCAUAGAUUUGCAGGCUCGGAGGAGUGAAGGAUGUAGCGAGGGCCCUGAAACACUACAUGGUUAUUCUGAUGCUAACUUCCCUCAAUCUGGGAAACACAGUGCUCAAAAAGAAGAGGGCAACUGGGACAAAAGAUUCAAUGAAUCCACUCGACAGACGGAUGGCACAGAAUGUGAGAGAGGCAAACCCUACCAGGGAGAGAGAGGUGAUGAUGGGAGAGCUAACGCUUCAGAUUCAAUGACCAUCAACUCAGCAUCAUUUCCUGCCGGACCCAGGCCUGGCUCAUCAAAGGAAAGAGACCCCAGUGAGUUCAUUCUGCAUAGACCUGCAGAUGUAGUGGUCGGGCAGCAGUGUCCCGGGACCCCAGCAGAAAGCAGUAUGUUGCCUGCAAUGCCACCCCAGAUUUCUGAAUCAGGGACCUCUCUUUCUCCAAAGUAUAUCCUCAAAUUGCCACCACAACAGACCUGCCCUGAAUUACCAGUUGUACAGGGUGAAGAGCAAGAAAAGCGAUUACGUAGUGACUGCAGAGGACACAGAGAGUUGGAAUUGGAUGCCAAAUGCCAAGAUAGAGGAGUGGGGCCCAAGUGGGAUGGUCCCUCACCCCAAAAAGCUUUGAAACCAUGUCUGUCCCCGGGAUCAGGCUCCACCAUGGUAAACAACAAUCAUCUAGGGAAAGAAGAGAUGACAAAGGGGUCUCAGGAUAAGAUGGACAGUGAAUGUAGAGUGGAUGAUAAAACUCAAAUAACUGAGAAGAUGUCCCUCAGAAGUACCUGCUCUGUGCAAGCUACAGGGAAAAAAUUAACCUUCACCUCCAUGUACACAAGCGGCUUUUUUGUAGCGACCGACAUCAAAGGUGAGAGUCAGAUCUUAAGCCGCCUUCACUCAGGAAGUACUGCUUUAUUAGUGACGUCCUCAUCAGGAAAAGGGAUGCCAUCUUGGGAUAGUGCUGAUCAACUGAGCCAGGGGUGGGAGAGGUACAGGGAUUCUUCAGAUGGCCAAGACUGGACUUCCCAGCUCUUUCAGCAUCCUGUUAGGUCACCAGAAGAUACCAACAGCUGCCAUUCCUUUGGCACUUUUUACUGUCAAGCGGUCACUGUUCAGCAUGGAGGCCACCCCGCACAGCCCCAAACAUGUCUGAUCCCACACUCAGGAUACCCAAGAAGUUCAGGGGCAAAGGGCUCCUUCCCAUCCUUAAGUGCUGAGCCUAGGCUGACGUGGUGUUGUCUCUCCCGGAGCCUCCCUCUGCCUGCAGAGCAGAAGGAGAAAGCUUACUCAGCUUACUCCUCCCUGCACAUCUGUCACAAUAACCCAGAGGAAAAAGGUUCGGGGUCAAGAUGUGACUUUUCUUUACUCGACAUGAAAAAUGUGACCAAGACAGUGACCUACAGCUUGACGAGCGGAAGCCUGAAAACCCUGGCUUCAUCCCUUUCCUGGGGACAGCCAAAACAAAAGCAGGCCUGCUCAAUAGCUGCAGAACAAGAAGAGAAACAAGGAACACCCUCCAGAAGGGGAAAAAUGAUCACAAAUCAAUCUGGCAGGAACAACAAACAGAAAAAACUGAAGAUCAGUCCCAAAAGGCCCAAAAGAGGUCAGCUGCAGGGACAUGCUCAGCUGAAGAUAAGUAAACAGCACAAGCAGCACUUAGCCCUAAGAAAGAUUCCUGAGGCUCCAAAGAAGCCCUGUCUUCCCUAUACACAGGAUGGCCUUGGACAGAGCAGGGACUGCCACCCUUCUCUGGGUGGCUUGCCAGGACAGAGCUUAGAGGACGUGCCGCCACCUUGUGCAACACCUGAAAUUUCCCAUUGCCAGGGGGACGAUUGUCAGGAUGAAGACAGUAACUGCAGAAAUAACUCAGGAACCUUUUUUCACAGUCUACAUUCAAGAAACUUAAGAGAGAAAGACAAAUUGAAUGGGAAAGAUAUUUCUCAGUUUCCUGAGUGUAGUGACCUCCUUUAUCAAAACACUACUGCAGCUUCAGGAUUAUCUCUGCAAACAAUCUCCUGCUUAGCAGGAGCUGAGAGCAACCCUCAUCAAUCUGAUAGCGUCCUCAACAUUUGCUCAGUAGUUACUCAACCUCUGGCUUUUCCAAAAAGUAUCCUAAAUGACUCAAAUCCCAGCAGUUGCUCAGCUCCUUUGGGGUCCUUUUCCGUGCCCACGCCUUCUGGUUUUAAAGGGAUAUUUCAUCAGCGUGAUGCUGCAAACUUGAGGACCACAAGUCCUGUCACUUCGGAGACGAGGACAAGGGAAAGGACACUGGCCCUUCCAAAACCAGCAGUACAGGGGCCAGGUUUGGCUGUUUCAGAGACUUUGGCACCGAGUGCCAGAAACAAGCCACCUGCAGCAGAAGACAAUUCCAAUCUGAUUCCAAUCGAGAAUGCUGCUUCUGGUACCAGAAUUUUAAACUCAGCUUCACUGAGGACAAUUGCGACAACUUCACGUGAGACACCAGCUUCAGGAACAGGCAAGAGGAGUUUCUAUCCCAUGGAAGUCAGGCCAAUGACAUACUCUCCUCCCGGCCUCCCCUACAAAAGUGGGGAAAUGGACAGAAUGGUUUUGCUCUCAGGCAGCAACAGUGGAAACCGUCCAAAAAGCAAAGGACAGGGGUGUCCUGGUCCAGCAGAAGCCACAGACAUCGCUGGAAUGCCUUCAAAGACAAUGAAAAAGAAGGGUUUGGAGGGAAUGAGGAAACAAUCUUGUGUGGAGUACAGUGAUACAAGCAGUGACGAUGAAGAUCGGUUAGUUAUAGAAAUAUAGAUGCUCUUCAGGAAGAGAUUUCCAUAUAUGAAAAAGUCUGCCCCAUCCCCAGUUUAAGUGCCACUGAAUUGAGGAUCAGUUGAUCUCUUUUCAUGAAAGUAUGUUCAGGUCAGAAAAAAAAGUCUUUACAGGGACCAGUAGGAAUAGUUUCUCAAAGGGACUGUAGCUUUCCAAUGCAAGGCUUAGACUACUUUAUUGUGAAUAAAUACCAUUGUUCAAAGCAGGAAAGGGAUUAAGUUGUUGCUGAAUGACAACUGUAAAUAUGCUGUCUGCUGGCUCCCAGCUGCAUAAAAAUUCUUUACAGGUCCCUUUUCCCUGUCUUUAUAGUUUUCACAAUUCCUGCUUCCCUAGAGUGGGUUCUGUGUAUUUGUUUUCCAGUAAAAUACCCUCACCAGAUUCCUCACCUUACAGAAUAAGAGUUUACUUCAAAGAUGUGCGCAACAAGUACAUUCUCCUGAAAUGCACAUGGUUUGUAAGUAGGCAGAGUAGUCUGGAUAAUCAAGUUAGCUUGCAGUAGCCAAAGUGGCAUCAGAGACUAUGAAAAACAAUCCAGGUUUGGCUGUCAUUUCUAAUCAGUUUGGUGGCACUUGUAUAUAUUCUCCAAAUGCCUAAGGUGUGGUGAAAUAUUGAUUUUUCUCUAACAUGUUGCACAAGUAGACAAUGCUUAUUUGUGAUCUGAUGACAUAAGAAUGCACUGCUUUGUGCCUGGUGCCUUUUCUGUUAAGACCCAUGAAACACUUUGAUUUUCUAGCCCUACUCCAUGGACUCAGGUGUUGAGAGUUAAUGGAAUUGUUCUCUCUAAUGAAGUUUUUUUUAAAAAAGUCUUUCCUAUGAUUCUUUUUGUCAUAUUUCGCUUUAAGCAGUUUCAGUGAGUGUUACAUUUCAGCUAUCUCCGUUAAAGCUGAAAAGUUUUGUAUCUUCUCCCAGAAGUUCUGAGGCUGCAAAACUAAUUGAAAUUUGAUUGUGAUGGUUUUAUUUUCUAGAUUUGGUGUCUCUUUGUUCUAUGUACCGUAUCAUAUUCUAAAUGAGUCCUUUUGUGUUGGACAAAUUUGAACAGCACCACACAGUACCAGGGUACUGGUACCCUUAGCCAGAGAUCCUCUGAAGGACGGAAGAGCCGAGAAAUAAAUGUCAGUUGACAAAGUGAAUGUUAUCCACAGAUUAACCUCACUCCCUGAAUUCCUGUUCAAAGAGCAAAGAAAUUUAAAAAGUUUGCACUACUGUACUACAGUACAAUUUUUUAAAUGUACCUUUGGUAUGAGUUUUGUACAAUUUAGAAAUUUGUAUGCAGGGUCUUUUGAUGAGAGAGUAUUUAUAUAGCGAAGGGCUUGAGGAGAAACAACGAUGCAUUAUUAUAAGGUAAUGGUCCCCAGAGCUCUGGGCUUGAGAAGUGUUCAAUUUUUAGGAAGUAAAUUUAGUGAGGAAGCCACAGCAUCUGGAGUCCUCUUUUGAAUCACAGCACAUUCCAGGCUCCCACAGAGCUACAUAACCCAGUAGAAAGUUGCCAAUUUUUUUCCUUGAGGAAUUACCAGCAGAAUAGUGCUGCACGGGCUCAUUACUGAAGUUGACUACCUGAACACUACAACUCACAUGUUGCCAGAUAGAACCAUUUGAGAAUGGAUGUGGAGUCAUUGUUGUUCUCCCCUAAACCAACCUUGCAUCUAGCCACGUGCUCAGGGCAACAACAACUUAUGCCCAAAAUCUAGUUUCAUUUAACUGCCUGUAGAUCACUUGGCAUAAGGAAGAAUGGUUCAAAAAGUCAGGGGGGACGGCCAUGAAUCAUCCAGUAGG